AUGAAGAUUAAAGAGAGAGAUUAUAUUCGUCGAAUGGAGGAGAUGGACGAGUCUGUUCGUCAUCUCCUCGACGAGCUAAAGAGCGCUAGUGAUUCGGAUUUUCCCAUCAAAUUGAUGGCAAAUGUGCAUUGGAACCGCGCAAGAGGUGAUCUCUUGCAUUGGGUGCCAGUGCUCAAUAGAAUUGAUCUGAUAUUGGAGAAAUACAUUACGGAGUACGGUUUGGAAAGCGAUUAUCCCAAGUUGAGGUUGAUUUCAAGUAAGGAUUCCAAAGUGAUCUGCGCGUGUUUGGCAUUUACAAAGACACUUUUGAAAAAUUGCUCAGACAACCAGAUUUACUCAAGUACAGAAAGAAUUUACGCGUUACUCAACACCCCAACAUCAGACGUUAGAUUAAAAGCUCUAGAAGUUGCCGUGAUUUUUGGCGAGAGAUACGCCAAUGCCGGCUCUUCUAGGUUCUCACCACCGAAAAAUGUAAAGGAAAAAGUCUUGGAACUUGCCAAGUCUUACCCCCCAUUAGUACCACCAGACUGUCCAGUACGUGCGGAGGACGAGCGAAACAAGAGUCUGGAUGGUAAAACAAGCAUUGUUGGAGACCACUAUAACUUUGUCGAUACUUUAGAUCCUGAAAAACCUUUACCAAAAAGAUGGAAAGGUAUUUAUUUCCAGUACUACAAGUCUGCAGUAUCUGGAAAAAAAGACAAUGAACCCCUGCGAAAGAAACGAUCUACAGGACCAGGGGCAUCGACGGCAACAGGGCAGAACGGCGAUGAGGAUGGCACUCUUGUUGAAGGGUUGCAAACAUUUGCCAUUCCGGAAAGCCUGGUUGCUAAGAUGAGCUUGCAACAAAUUCUUAGCAAGGGAAGUGAGUCCUUACCUAAAAGUUCCUGGUUCCAGUUCCUGAUGAUGGCGGAAAAUGUCAAGUCCUUGAACAGUCAAUCCAAGGAGGCAUUUGCAUUGAGAGAGAAGCUUAUUCAAAUCAAAUGCUUGGCCGUUGGUUACUGUUGCUGUACCAUGUCAAACCAAAACACCUCGUUCAAGUUACUCGAAGCCGAGCCCUAUAUUUUCAGCUUUUUGGUCGACGCCAUACUGCCGGACAGUAGGCAACAAAUACCAGCGCCAGUUUAUGGUGCGGCAAUGAAGGCGUUGGAGUGUAUAAGUAUGAAGAGGGCAUGGGGAAGAGAUAUUUUGCAGAGCAUGGGCGGGAAUGUCAAUCAUGGAAUAUUGUUUCAGUGUUUAAGAAAUAUUAGAGAACUGGCAUCGACAAAUCAGCAAGGUUUCGAAGAAGAAAUUCACAUGCCCUUUUUUAACAUGCUUAGCCAUAUGAUCAAGACCAAAAGUUUGUUGCCUCGUUUAACUUCAGGCGGGUUGCUCCUAGACUUGAUUCCAUUUUUGGAUUUGGAUUCAAAAUACCAAUGGACAUGUUCUGCUGCUGUUUACUUGCUAUAUUUGUGUAUGUCAGGAACGCCAGAUUCAAUUGAUACUUUUAUUGCGAAUGAUGGGUUUACGAAACUCAUUAAUGCAGUUGGAAAGCAAGUAGAUUUGCAUUUAACCAAUCCACACUAUGAUUCGUCUUUAGGUGAAGUACCACAAUAUACUACGAUCCCAAUACGAAGCGUCAAUUUGCUCAAAAACUUGAUGCGUCUUGUUGCCGAUCUACUCAACUCUGAUCACGGUGAUAGGCUUCGUAAUCUUUUUGACUCGCCUAUAUUAGGCAGUUUUAACAAGAUAUUCACUCACCCUUUAACUUUUGGACCGCAAAUCUUAUCUUUCACGGUAGACUCGGUCUUUUACAUUAUCCAUAAUGAGCCAACAGCUUUUUCAAUAUUGAAUGAGGCUCAGGUUGUCAAUACGUUGUUGAACAAUUAUGGGUCCUUAUUCUUACCUUCUAGUCAGUUGGUCAUGUCUCUUGCGGAAGUUCUUGGUGCAAUUUCAUUGAACAAAGCCGGCUUGGAUAAAGUUAUUGAAAAUAAUAGCGUUGAGGUAUUUUUCAAAUACUUUUUCGACUUGAAAGUGGCAAGGGUAAUGGUUGAUUCCGAUAUGGCUACAAAUGUUGGAUGCUCAAUUGAUGAAUUGGGUCGCCAUUACUCACAAUUGAAGCCAAUUAUUUUGGACCAAACAUUGAAAUUAAUUGAAAAAAUGCCUGAAUAUGUCGAUCAGCGAUUGAAAGGCGUGCAACUCUACCAGCCACCACAAGGGGAAGCAAAAGGUUUGUUCUUUGAAAGUAAAUCAGAGACGAUUUCGGUGAACUUUAGAAACGAAGAAGUAAAUAGUUCAAAUGAUGACCAAAACAAUGAUUCUAAGAAUGGUACUGAAAGUCAAGUGCACAGUUGGGAUAAUGGUGCUUAUACUUUUAUGCUCGAUAAUGUUUACUUCUUUCUUAGCGGAUUAUUCCAAGAUAGUGGUCAAUGGGGUGCAGAUGCUGUGAAGAAAAUACCUUUUGAUGCUUGGCUCAAAUUUUUGACGCUACAAAAUGCACCAUACGAUUACUUUUUGUCCAAUGGUCUUACCGCAUUAUUAGUAACACUCAAGUAUCUUGAUGAAGAGGAUGCAGAGUAUUCUAUUCAUAAAAUGACAGAUGAAUUGGCAGAUCAAUUAAAAACAGAUAUAGUUUCAAAAUACAUCAACUAUGAAGGCGACGGAUCCUUUUUUGCAAGCAUUAGUCAAGACGAAGCUAACUCUUUGAUUCAACAUUUAAACACUAUAAAUAUCCUAUUGUUUAUGUUGACUGAGAUUUACAUCAAUUUGGCUCUUGACUCUGAUAGGAUCAGACAAAUCUUGCAAAUAUUUGGAGUUCAUUCAUUUUUAGGUGGCAGUUUGUGCAAGUUCUUGCUGCGCAGCAUUACCGAAGAAGCUAUAUUACAAGCUACAACUCCAGAUGAGGUUCUUAAGUUAACAUCAAACUUUCCCGCAGAUAGUCCGCCGCUCCAGAUCUACAGUAGUGAUCCUUCGAAAAAAGAGGCAAACACUUUGGGAACAAAUGCAAAGUUCAAGAAUGUUCUCCAACUUCGCACUUUGAACUACUAUUCGCAAGGAUAUAUUUCCCUUGUAUUAGCCACAACUGUGAGAGCAUGUUUACCAAAGCGUCAUGACCACCCAAUAGACCAGCUGAGACGUGAUGGAGUUGAAAUUUUGUUGUCAAUUGCACAAGGCUUAACUGAUGCGUUUAAUACUGGCCUUCAUCAGCAGCAACAGCAACAGCAACAUGAAAAUGAAAAUGAACAUGACUCAAAAUUAUUUGUCCAUGAAAUGUAUUUGCUAGUCUUGUCCAAUAUCAUCUUGUACAUUUUGAGCCAAAAGGAAAAAGGCAAGGAUGUUGUUUACACUCCGUUUGCUAUUGCAUUGUUCCAGCUUGGGUUUUUUGAAAGUUUGAACAAGGCGGCUAUUUCCAUGUGGAAUAGCUUACUAAACAUGGACGUUGAAGAGGUGAAGGCCACGUUGGAUUUGAAAUAUAUAAAGUCUGUUCCGGGUAGUAUUGUCAAGAAUGCAUCAAGCCAAAUGUUUUUGAUUUAUGCCAGGAUCGUCAAUGCUGAUGAUGUGGCACCUAUAUCAUUUGUCAAAGGUUAUUUCCAUACCGGUUACUCUUCAAAUAUAGACGCCGAGGUUAUAUCAUCGUUUUUGAUUCAAAUUCGUGGUGAAGCUCUUGAGUUGUUGACAAGCUUGGUUUCUAGAGAAAAUGCUGCAAUAUUCAAAGAUUCCGAAUCUUGCAAAAACGUGCCUUCGCCAUUGAUUGAUCAAUUGGUUCAUAUUGCACAAAACGUAUUCAAGGGAGAUAAAGAGCUGAAUAGGGCUGAAUUUGUGCCAUUAGAUACUCGUUUAGUGUCUCCUCCAGAAGAUCAAGUUGCAUACUUGAUCUCAUUGGGAAUGACGGAGUCGCAAGCAAAUCAUUAUUUCGACCACCACAAAAAUGUACGAGACUUGAGUAUAGGAAUUCCCAUGACGUGUCCUAUUUUUCUGGAUAUAAAGGAAGAUCAGUGGAAGGCAUUUGCCGAUGAAUAUGCUUCAGCUGAUGUCGACUUUAGUAUCGAGCUCAAAGAAUUUACAAAGGUUCUGAAGAUUCUUGAGAAAAGAGAAAAGUCAUGGUCUACCCAUACAUGGCUUGAUAUUGCCACUUUAUAUCCUCGCGCUACACCAGCUAUUGCCAAUCUCUUCACUACUUUGUCUAAGAAAAAUGUGUUUUCUGAAAUUUUGUGUGAAGCCAACAAGUUUCCUGAGAAGAUUGGUGGUGAACGCUUUGCCGUUUUACUUCGUUUGAUAGCGUUAGUUUUGCGAACAAAUGUAUCGAAUGCGGCAUUUCCAAAAGAGCUUACAAAUCUUUUCCAACGUAUUCACAUUACUCAAGAAAAUGUUAAUGAAGAGUAUGCUCAGUAUUUAAUGGCACUUUUUGAGCAAAUCUUGUUGUACCAAGAUGUACCAGAUGCAGAGGAGACAAAGCAUGCUUCGAUCAUUCCCAAGACUUUAUCUUAUUUUGGAGAGAAGGAAAAGCUUAUGGAUACUAUGCUUGAGUCACUUACGCAAAUAAAAGAUGUAAAGGAUGGCAAAACAGCCAACACUAUUGCUCGAGUAUUGGCCAUAUAUGCUAAACAUUAUGCAUAUGCAACUGAGAUUGCUAGUCUUCCUUUGAUAGCCUCGCUUUUGAAAUCGGUCAGGGACGAGUCUCUUGAGAAACUUGUUCGUGAAUCUUUGAAAACAAGUUUGGUUCUUAUUUUCCGAGGCUCUUUUGAAACUCGCGAUGUAAUACAUUCAAUCAUGAAGUAUGAGGUUGAUGGUGUUUUUGCAAGGGGCUAUAGACAAACAAAAAGUUUAAGGGCGAUGUUGAAGGAUAAUUUCCAACUUGUGUUUAGAGACCCAAAGGCGUUAACCGAUGUAUUGGAAACGGAAAUUAUACUUGACGCAUUUAGUGGAUCACAGCCUCUUUCACAUGAUAUCAAGGUAACGAAGACUAAGCCUGAUCCUAAAUUAAAAACAUCAAUAUCAUCAACAGCUGGUGCAGCUGGUGCUCCAGAUGCUCCAGAUGCUCCAGCUUCAGCAAACUCAAUACCUACAACUACGAUUUCUGCAACGGGAGAGCCUGACCAUCGUUCAGGAGCUGCUUCCCAAGAUGGUGUUGAUAAGUCAACAAUAAAUGCAUAUGCAGUGAAUUUCCUCAUGCUUGAAUUAAUGGAUAUUGCCAAGAAAGAUGUUUAUUCCGAUCCAAAGAAUGAUGAACAGGAGACUACUAGCAAAGAUGCGAAAAAGCCAGAUUUAAAUUCUAAUCCAAACUUUGCUUAUGCAUGUUACCUUUUGCAAACCUUGGCUGAGUUAUUGGCUUCCUACAAGCAAGCCAAAUUUAAUUUCUUGACGUAUUCGAGAAAGAAACAAGCAGAAACAAAGUUGAGAUUUACUUCGUUGAAUUUUUUUAUGCAUCAAUUGAUUCCAACACAGCCAUUUGAAGAUGUUUCUGAAACUGUUGCUGAGCGGAAGCGUGCAAUUUCAUCACUUGCUAAAGUUGCAUUGAUGUCCUUGGUGUCAACACAGCUACUUGAUGAUGAAGAAGUAUUGAAACUGAAGAAAGAGGAUCCCGACUUGGCUUUGAUUAGAAGGUUUGUUGUGGAUUUACUUUUGAAAGUUUUGAAAGAAACAUCGACUCUGACUGCUUUAGCAAGAGAUAGGUAUGGUAAAUUGCUUGAUUUGUUGGACUUGACUACAACAUUUAUCUCUUCGAAAAAUAGGGAGUCACUUGCUUCUGCUUUGGAUAAAGAGUCGACAAAGCAUGACUUGUUUUAUAUGACUAGAGUUUAUUCUGAGAAGCAAAUGUCAACUACAUUAACGAGUUUGAUUGCUGAAUUUGAUCUAAACUAUCCUGACAUUGAAAAAGUUGUUAAAUCUGCGUUGAAACCUAUUACCAUAUUGGGAAAGAAUAAAAUUGAUUAUCAAGAAUCUUUUGCAGAAGAAGGAAAUGGAGAAGGAGACGAGGAUGAUAUUGUUCCAGAUGAUGAAGAUAAUGAGGAGGAAAGAGAUGAUACUCCGGAUUUGUUUCGUCACUCUACAUUGGGAAUGUAUGAUUUGGAAGUUGAAAGUGAAGAAGAUGAUUAUGAUGAAGAUGGUUUAGAAGUGGUUAUGUCUGGAGAUGAUAUUGACGGUGAUAGCUUAUCUGACCUUUCAGCAGAAGAUUCUGGAGUCGAUGAUGAUGAUGAUGAUGAUGAUGCUCAUGGCGAUAUGGAAGAAGAGGAUGACAUGGGAGAAGGUGUUGAUAUUGAAAUGAGAAGCCGUGCUUCUGACGACGACGAUGAUGAUGAUGAUUCGGGCGACGACUCCGAAGGUAGUAGCCUUGAUGAUAUUGAAAUCAUUGAUGAAUUGGAUAUCGAUUCUAGUGACGAAGAAGGAGAUUUUGAUGAAGACGAUAUAAUCGUUGAUGUGGAUGGAGUGCACCCUGGCGAGUAUUCCGAUGCUGUUGAUGAUGAUGAUGAAGAAGAAGAAGAUGAUGAUUCUAGCAGCUAUGAUGAAGAAGAGCUAGAGGGUUGGAUUGAGGAACUCGAAGGUGAUGCCAGUGACGAUCAAACAUCUUCAGCACCUCGUGCUUCGAGAAGACGUAUGGUUCAAGGUGAUGAUGAUCGUGAUGUCGACGAUGAGUCAGAUGGCAAUGCUAGUGAUUUUGAAGGUGAUGAGGACGAAGGGGAUGGACUAGGAGGAACAGGAACAAGAACAGGAACAGGUCGUGGAUUUGAAGUUAGAAUGGUUACCCCAGAUCAUGGAUUGCGCAGAAUAUUUAAUCAAGCUGAUCUUACUCAAUUUAGUGGUAACCCCGGUAAUGCAUUUUCGAUGCUCGUGGAUGGACUUUUCCGAGACAGCAGUUUUAGAGGCACGAUUGAUUAUGACAACCAAGGUCGUGUUGGCAUUCCCAGCAUUGGAACUCUCUUCGAGAGCAUGCUUCAUAUGGGUCAUGGCCAUGGUGAAGGUGGCCAUAUUUUCAAAUGUCAUAUAAAAUCAACCAAGGAGCGUUGGUCUGAAGCUGUUUCCAUGUUUGAUCCACCAAAUAUUGAUCUCAUGAUUGAAAAAAUCAUUCCUGGUAUUGUCAAUAGAAUUGAAGGUCCAAGUAUUGAGGCAUAUAGAAAAAGGCAAGAAGAGUUGGAUAGAAUAAAGAAGGAACAGGAAGAAAAAAGACGUAAACAAAUUGAAGAAGAGCAAAAACGUCUUGAGGAAGAGGCUGAGGCAGCUGCUGCAAGGAGGAGACAACAAAGCGAGAAUGCUGCAAGUGAUGCAGGAGACACGGAAGCAGAAGGAGCAACUGCUCAGCGUGAUCCAGUGUUUGUUCGAAUUGGAGAUAGAGAUGUGGACAUUAGCGGCACCGAUAUCGAUCCUGAUUACAUAAUGGCUCUUCCUGAAGACAUGAGGGAAGAAGUGCUUGCGCUGUAUGUUCGCGAAAGACGAGCAAAUGCAACAAGAAGCAAUUCGGAUGCGCGUGAAAUUGAUCCAGACUUUUUGGAUGCAUUGCCAGGAAAUGUACGUGAGGAAAUUCUCCAGCUGGAAUCAUUUGCUAGACGAUAUGCAUCAAUGAGUAGUGGUUCACGAAAUGUGUUUGAAGAUGCAAUGGAUGGAUUUGGUGAAAUAGAUGAAGAAGAAGAUGAUGAUGAUGGUCAGGACGUGGACGAGGAAGAGGAUGAGGAUGAGGAGGAUGAAAGCAACCUCGGAGAAGACAAUGUUGGUGAGAACGGUGGAAAUGAGUCUAGCCGUCGUCGUCAUCAUCAUCGUCGUAGCCGUCGCCGUUCAAGUGCAGCCAAUAAUGCGGGCACAAAUCGUACAAGUAAAGCAAAGAACAGUAGUAAGAUUUACUUUACCCCACUUGUUGAUAAGGCGGGUAUUGCAUCUAUUGUGCGUCUUAUAUUCUCGCCUUUGCCAAUUCCUCAAAGAGAACAAAUUUUCCAAACGUUGCAUUAUAUUUGCCAUAACAAGCAGAGCAGAGUUGACAUCAUCAACAUGAUGCUUAGCGUUUUGAGUGAGGGUUUCACUUCUCACAAGCUGAUGCAAAUGAUGUUUUCGCAAGUUUGCAGUCGCGCUUCCAAUAGAGAUGGUAAAUGGAAGUUGCCACAGAAUACCACACCUAUCUCUGUAGCCAUUCAGUUUAUUGAGUCUGUUGAUUAUUUGCUUGAACGCAAUAGUCAUUUGAGGUACUUUUUAUUGGCAGAGCACGAUAAUCCAUAUUUGUCAAAGAAGCAAAGCAAGAAGGUUGGCAAAGAAGGGAAAUUUCAAAUCAAUUUUCUCAUUAAAUUGUUGAAUAAUAGAUUACUCGCAGACGAUCAAACUUUUGCGGAUAUUUUGGCAAGAGUCCUUCAAUUAUCCACACGUCCAUUGAAUGGGUUCAAGAAUAUCGCAAAUGACCAAACUCCGCCCUUUCCAUACCCUUUUAUUCCAGAUGAUAACUUUGGGCUUAUUGUCAAGAUACUUACAGCAAAUGAGUGUUCAAAUUCGACAUUUAGACAAACAAUUAGCGCUAUGCAAAACCUUUCUGUGUUGUCAAACGCUCAAAAAUUGUUUACUCAAGAAUUGUCAGAACGGGCAAGCGAGUAUGGAGGCAAAAUCAUUGUGGAUUUGCACAAGUUGACAAAAGAGUUAGCUGAGGGAGAAGCAACAAAUGCGAAAUCGUUUAUGAACUUUAGUGCUCAUUCCUCUGAUCAAGCCAAGUUAUUGAGGGUAUUAACUGCUCUUGAUUACAUGCACGAGAAGAAAAAUGAUAAAAAGGAAAAUCAAGCACAAGAGCCGGAGGGCGAGAUUGAAGAAUUGACCAAGCUUUACAAAAGUUUAUCUUUGGGAACACUUUGGGAUGCAUUGAGUGAAUGUUUGCGUGUUUUGGAGAAGAAUCCAAGCUUGAUCUAUAUUGCAAAUGCAUUGUUGCCAUUAAUUGAAGCACUUAUGGUUGUUUGCAAACAUUGUAAAGUGGCAAACCUUUCUUUAAGCCAAACGAAUAAUGUCAAUAAUGGUAAUAAUAACAACAAUACAAGCAAUGCUGCCAAGUAUGAGUUGAAGAAGGUUGAUUUUACCAAAGAGCCAAUUGAAUCGUUGUUCUUUUCCUUUACGGAUGAGCAUAAAAAGAUCUUAAACUCUAUGGUGAGAGCUAAUGCCAAUUUGAUGAGUGGACCGUUUGGAAUGUUAGUGAAGAAUCCGAGAGUUUUAGAGUUUGAUAACAAGAAGAAUUUCUUUGACCGCAAGUUGCAUGAAAACAAAGAAGAGCAGCCUAAGUUGGCAGUUGAUGUUCGUCGUGAGCAAGUGUUUUUGGAUUCUUAUAGGUCAUUGUUCUUCAAGAACAAGGAUGAAUUUAAGAACUCCAAGUUGGAAAUCACAUUUAAGGGAGAAUUGGGUAUUGAUGCUGGUGGUGUUACUAGGGAAUGGUACCAAGUGUUGAGCAGACAGAUGUUUAAUCCUGAUUAUGCCUUGUUUACUCCAGUUGUUUCGGACUCCAAUACAUUCCACCCUAACAGGACGUCGUACAUCAAUCCUGAACAUUUGUCGUUUUUCAAGUUCAUUGGCCGGAUUAUUGGUAAAGCUAUUUACGAUAAUUGUUUCCUUGAUUGCCAUUUCACAAGAGCUGUGUAUAAGAGGAUUUUGGGUCAACCUCAAUCAUUAAAGGAUAUGGAGACCUUGGACCUUGAGUAUUACAAGUCAUUGCUCUGGAUGUUGGAGAAUGAUAUUACUGAUGUUAUUACCGAGACAUUUAGUGUUGAGACAGAUGAUUAUGGUGAACACAAGGUGAUUGACUUGAUUGAGAAUGGAAGAGAUACACCGGUCACAGAGGAAAACAAGCAUGAGUAUGUCAAGAAAGUUGUUGAGUACAAGCUUCAAACUUCAGUUGAAGAACAGAUGGAGAAUUUCCUUAUAGGAUUCCAUGAGAUUAUUCCAAAGGAAUUGGUUGCAAUUUUUGAUGAGAAGGAAUUGGAGUUGUUGAUUUCGGGAUUGCCUGAUAUUGAUGUUCAUGAUUGGCAAUUGCAUUCUACUUAUAGUAACUACUCGCCAUCGUCAUUACAAAUCCAAUGGUUUUGGAGAGCAGUGAAGUCGUUUGACAAUGAAGAAAGAGCGAGAUUAUUGCAAUUUGCCACUGGUACCUCGAAAGUUCCGUUAAAUGGUUUCAAGGAAUUGAGUGGCGCUAGUGGAACAAGUAAGUUUAGUAUUCAUCGUGAUUAUGGUUCUACUGAUAGGUUGCCUUCAUCGCACACGUGCUUCAACCAGAUUGAUUUGCCAGCCUAUGAAAAUUAUGAGACUUUAAGAGGUGCAUUGUUGAUGGCCAUUACUGAAGGACACGAAGGUUUUGGUUUAGCAUAA
Lodderomyces elongisporus is the source of this 10290-nucleotide messenger RNA. It is a transcript of the gene TOM1, whose product is annotated as E3 ubiquitin-protein ligase. Gene Ontology annotation, cellular component: cytoplasm. Gene Ontology annotation, biological process: protein polyubiquitination. The transcript has a single exon. Lineage: Eukaryota; Fungi; Ascomycota; Pichiomycetes; Serinales; Debaryomycetaceae. The record is from RefSeq and is a predicted model, not a curated record. The coding region runs from base 1 to 10290 and encodes 3429 amino acids. Gene Ontology annotation, molecular function: ubiquitin protein ligase activity.